Molecule: messenger RNA, 846 nt
Organism: Orbilia oligospora ATCC 24927
Lineage: Eukaryota; Fungi; Ascomycota; Orbiliomycetes; Orbiliales; Orbiliaceae
Exons: 4
Coding region: 1-846 (281 amino acids)
Cellular component (GO): protein kinase CK2 complex; cytoplasm
Molecular function (GO): protein kinase regulator activity
Source: RefSeq, a predicted model, not a curated record
AUGUAUGCAGUGGAUUGUCCUAAGGAGAAGAAGGACAGGAAUCGCGGCUGUGGUUGGACGUGCGUGAGUGAGGAACUGGAAGAAUUCAACUCAGAAACUGACAGUGACUACUCGAGCUACUGGAGAGAUUGGUUUAUUUCAUCGAGAGGGCACGAAUAUUUUUGCGAAAUCGACGAAGAAUAUCUUACGGAUAGAUUCAACCUGACUGGCCUCAAUACCGAGGUUCAGUAUUAUCAAUAUGCACUUGACCUUGUUACAGAUGUCUUCGAUUUUGAAUGCAAUGAUGAUAUGAGAGAGCAGAUUGAGAAGUCGGCAAGGCAUCUAUAUGGUCUAGUUCACGCUAGAUACAUCAUCACAACAAGAGGCCUACAGAAAAUGCUUGAGAAAUAUAAAAAGUGUGACUUCGGCCGAUGUCCUCGCGUCCUCUGCUCCGGCCAGCCUCUCUUACCGAUUGGCUUGUCUGACCUCCCGAACGUCAAAUCUGUCAAACUCUACUGUGGUCGGUGCGAAGAUGUUUAUGUUCCCAAGUCUUCACGGCAUGCUGUUAUUGACGGCGCCUACUUUGGUGCAUCCUUCCCACACAUAUUAUUCCAAGUAUAUCCGCAGUUGAUACCGCAGAAAAGUACAGAGAGGCACGUACCAAGAUGCUUUGGGUUCAAAGUCCAUGCGUCGGCUGCUUUGAUUCGAUGGCAAGAACAGCAGAGGGUGGCGCAGCGAAGACGCUUAAUAGAAGCUGGUGUCGAAGUCCCAACCCCAGAAGAAGCAGAAAGGAUGCAAGAUAGUGACGAUGGUGAGGAGGAGGAAGUCGAUCCCGCGGAAGUUGAAGAGAGGCAGCCUAGCUGGUAG